This is a messenger RNA of Monascus purpureus, 2976 nucleotides long. The record is from the annotation of a GenBank genome assembly. NCBI's taxonomy places the organism in Eukaryota, Fungi, Ascomycota, Eurotiomycetes, Eurotiales, Aspergillaceae.
AUGAUCCGUAGCAACUCCGACAUGGAUGUCCACCUCCCCGACGCUGCUCCGUCUAGUACGGGCGAUUCUUCGAAUGAAACAGAUAUUGAAAUGCUAUCUGACGAACCGACUAUACCGCUGACCUUACCGGCACAUAUUGCCGCCCGCUUCUACCGGAAGCCCAGUGUCGCGAGGCGCUCUUCCGUUGCUUCAUCCCGUCGGAACUCAGUCUCUUCCCUGCAUUCGAAUCACUCGAGCAGCUCGUCAAAUGGGUCAUUACACCCGGACCAUAUCGCACAACAUCUGCGGCGGGUGUCCAUCCUGGAGAGCCGUAAAGCGAGACUUGCCGAUCGGGCAUUGCAUGCGGAGAAGGUAAGACUGCGCGCUGCACUUGCAAAGGCUAGCACCAGGAACCUGCAGAGAGAAGAAAGAGCGUUAGCCGCACAGCAGGCUCGCGAGAGGCUUCUGGCGGAGAUCACCGCUAAAUGUGAGGAAGAAGUGAGACGUGCUAAGAAGAAGGCUGAAGACAACAAGGAAAGGAAGGCUGCGGAACAUGCCCGGCUUCGCUUGGAGAUGGCAGAGAAGUUUGCAGGGGCCGAAAGAAGACGGCUACUCUAUCAGCAGAAUUACAGACGGUACCGCAGGAGCAGCCUGCCAGUCUCGGAGGAGAAGAAGAUGACGACAACUGUUACCUGUCCACUCACCAGGGAUGCUGCUGCACGAAAGAUCCAGCGAGCUUGGAGGAGCCAUCAUACAAUGGUCAUUUUGCGCCAAUUUCGGCUUCUGAAUAUUACUAUUGAACGCAUACGUGCCAUGUCUUUUGACGAGGUGGGCGCUUUACUUUCUUCAGAAACAGUGCUGAAUACCAUGGCCAAGGUCCUCCGACUAUGCGGGUUACAGGAUAUGGAGAGUGGUACAGUCGGCGAGCGAGGAGCAGUACGCACUUUUCUCAGCAGCUUCAUGAUUGUGACGCAUCCUGCCGACGUACUCAGCACCCACGGAGAACAGGAACAGGAUCUGAUCUCGAAAUCCGGGGAAUUGCUGGCAGCUUUUGAGCAGUUUAUUUCCAUGCUUUCUUCAGGAUGUUUGUCGUCUGCUAUUCCUUCAGAGAUCCAGUCGCUGUGUGAAUCCUAUAAUGUUUUCUUCUCUGCUUUCCAUGCAUGGAAGGCACAUGACUCGACGGUUUUGGUCGAGAUCAUGCUCGCUCAAUUUAUAGAAUUGGAAUUGAUAUGGCAAACAGUCAAAGAUGAUCACGAUGGUGGUGUCGCGGACGAUUACCGGGAAGGUAUUAGGCAGAAUCAGAUCUUGCUUUUGGCUAGACUGAAGCGCCUUGCGGGUUCUGAGAAGGCGAUGCAAAUGGCUAGGGAUGCUCUUAAGAAGGCGAAACGAGAGAGGAGACAUGCAGCUUCCAAGCAAGCUAUUCCGCGGUCUGCGGAAGUCGCAACUUCGACGACCGAUGUUCUCACGGAUAGUGUCACUUCACCCAUCAGCGAGACAUUUAGCAGCAUUGACAGCACAGUCCUUCGAGAGCUUGAUCAGCAAAGAAUCUCCCCCCAUGAGAGAUUCACUAAGAUGCUCACCACUCUACCAGACAAUCGGACCUUGGUGCACGAACUCCUUAUCAACAAAGAGUUCAAGAUUGAUGAGACGCAGUACACGGAGCCCCGAAAGCAGAUCAUGCAACACAUGUGCGAUAUGAUGAGAAAGGACGUCGAAGCAGGACUGGGCAUGAAUUGGACAGUAGCUAUGGCUACUGUGAUUCAGGAUCGACUAUUGCGCUCGCUACGUCCAGGUAAUUCUCUCCAUGUACUGAUCAGUGAAGUUCUAGAUCCGAAACUCGUUGAAAAUCAGUGCAAAGCUGGCACAUUUUCAUAUGAUAGUUUUUUUGAUUUUAUGAAUAUCAUUCUGCCCAAACUCUGCGCCCCGUAUCGAGAUCCGGAAGUCAGGGCAUUCGCCCAAGACCGGUCAGGGGACGCAAUUGAUCGUCUGGCAAGGUUGAUGCGAAUCAUUGAUUUGCUAUCUUUAGACCACACAAACUUCUUGAUCAGUGUGGCGGCACCCCAGCUAAUUCAGGAAGCACCGGGAUACGAGCAACGGACGUUCGAUAGGGGCUUACAAGAUGGGACGAUAGCACUAGGGAAGACUAGACAGUUCUUGCGGACUCAUCGAAGACUGAUAGUGGAUGAGAUGAAGAAACGCGAUCCGGAGAAUGUGAAUGGCGAGCCGCGGCCAUCGGCGUCAAGAACCUAUGCUCAGGGUCUCGUCGAUCUCGUUCUGAGCAAUGCUCCUGUCUCAGAUGAAAUCGUUCCUGAGACUUUAGAACUUGAUCGCCGGCGACUGGAGAAGUUACACGCAAAGGCUUUCAGAAUUGUAGCCACGGCGUCCAUUUUACUGACGGCCAAGAACCUACUCAAACGGGACGUUCGGGCGCAGUGGAAGUCGGAAGCUGACAGAUUACUCUCUCUGGACUUUAUUGAAAUUCAGCCAGAUCGAGUUCAGUCCAUCCUUGAGUUAAUACAUCCGAUGCCUUCAACUGCUAGUGCACAGCUCUCCGGGACUAUCAGGAGAGUUCUUGCACCGGUUGCGACAGCCUGUACUGUGGCUUCUCUGUCGGCGAUGUCCGAUACCUCUGUUGAGGUCUGUUGUGAUGCGGCUUCCUGCGACUCAUCAUCUGCUGAGGGGCCAAACCUCUCUCCUUCAAAUACUACUGGAACCGGAGCGGCUGCCGUGUGCUUUGGCGAUCCUGUUGCGCGGCUUAUUCUUUCGCGUUUGCGCUCCCAUGUCCUCUCCCGUCUAAGUGCUUCGAGUGCCAGUGAAAGGGUGCGAGCUACCACGACGGCUAGUCAAAGCUUGGCUGGAGCCGGAAUGCCCGAAUUUGUUGGCGAGGUGGGCAAGUUAGUUGAGGAGCUGGAGAAAGUCCGAGAGGUUGAUUGGGCUUGCCAUAGCACAGUCUAUGAACGUAUAUGGGCUGAAGAUAUCUCUCCUAUUCAGGGAUAA